GCGUUUUACUAAUAAACGGUCAGAAAUCAGUUGUGCCUUCAUCUUGAACCAUGGGUUCUCGUUCUGGUUUGAAUCCAGAUUUCGUCGACAAAGCAUAUACAUGGUGUAGACAGUAUCUUCGUGGACCUUGGGCGAGAGUUGAAAAACAUGAAUUUAAUGUUGAAAAUUUUGCUGGUGCUGGACUGAGUAAUUAUUUAUAUAUAUGCAGUAUACCCGCCAACAAAACACAGACUGGGCCAAAUAAAGUUCUGUUACGUAUACACGGGGAAAUCCUGGAUGAUUCAUCCAUUGCGUUGACAGAGUCAAUUGUAUUCUCACUGCUUGCUGAGAGAAAAAUUGCACCUAAAUUAUAUGGAAUAUUCCAAGGUGGAAGAAUUGAAGAAUAUAUACCUUCUAGGAGUUUAACUGUAGAAGAGAUGGGUUAUGAAAGUUACAACAUUGAGAUAGCCCAGAAAUUGGCAGGAUUUCAUGGUAUGGAUUUACCACUAUCAAAAGAACCAACAUGGGUGAUCAACAUGUGUCACAGGUGGUUACACGAAGUUCUGCAUAGUAUCUCGUUCACUACUCCUGAACUUGACACCAAGUAUAAUAAAUUACUGUCAUAUGGUUUGCCAGAAGAGCUCAAGUACCUAGAAAAAAUGAUAGAAGUAACUUCAUCACCAACAGUUUUUUGUCAUAAUGACCUCAAUGAAGGUAAUAUUCUGUUGGUAAACAGUGAUUCUAAAUGCAACCGUCUUAUGUUUAUUGACUUUGAAUAUGCCGGCUACAACCACAGGGGUUUUGAUAUAGCCAAUCAUUUCUGUGAAUGGACCUUUGACUACACGACGACAACCCCGCCGUAUUAUAAGUAUGAUCCCGAAAACUACCCAAAUAAAGAGCAGCAGUUGCGAUUCAUCCGAGCUUAUCUUAAUAGUUUUGAUAAUGCAAUGAAUGACCUGGAAAGUCGUGAAACUGAGGAAGUGAAAAUGCUAACUGAAAUAAAAAGGUUCUCUAUGUUGUCUCACUUCUUCUGGGUGCUGUGGGCCAUAAUCCAGGGCAAGAAAUCCCAACACAAGUUUUGUCAUUUGGAUUAUGCGCAGACGAGGAUUGAAGCGUACUUUGAAGUAAAGAAUCAAAUUACAUUAUAAAACCACAUAGAUGUGCCAAUUGAAACUUCAUUCAUGGUAUUUGGACCAAGAUAGCCCGUAAUUAUAAGUAAUUACAGAUUGUAAAGGAAACAGAAACUAUGACAAAUCAUCUUCAAGAGCAUUAUAAUUUGAGUUCCCAGUGUAUGGCAGUUUUUACGUUUAAAAAAAAAACUGUUGUCAGUUCCUGGUGCUCAUGUGUAUAUACAUGGUUAUAUAAAUGAAGAUUUUUAGAUUUAUAAAAUUUAUAAGGCUGAUAAAGGUAUUUACUGUAUUAAUAGUGUAGAGAAGUGUGUCAGCAAACUGAUCUUUUUAUGACUGGUACAAGUUGAUGUGCUCCUAAUAUGAAUUCAGUAUUGUGUAUGCUAUAUUGUUUGCAACCUUUCAAUGCAAUAUAUUUCUAUAUUAACUUUCAUGCUAUGAUUACUGUGAAAUAAUGUGAUUACAGUCAGAUAUCCCACAAUUCAUUGCACAAUAACUACCGAAGCUUACAUUGUACAAUAUUGAUUAGAUGAAUCCUGUCAAUUGUGACCAAAAUUGAUUGAUUCAUUAAUGUUUUAUGUGAAUCCUGAAUCAAAUAGCAGAUUUGUAAUUUUUUGUAUCUAUGCGUUUUACAUGUAUGCCAUUUUGAAGAUACUGUAAACCACUGAUUGGAUGGGUGUCUAUAAAGACAUUAUUUGAUGAGUCACUUCCUGUCUGAAGACCCUAUAUGAAAAUCUUCCUUUGAUAUAUAAAAGCAGUUGUAUGGUCGGUUCAGUUUGGCAUCUGCUUGGUAUCUAUCAGCUUUAGAAAAAUAUUUUAUUCC
Molecule: messenger RNA, 1929 nt
Organism: Saccoglossus kowalevskii
Lineage: Eukaryota; Metazoa; Hemichordata; Enteropneusta; Harrimaniidae
Product: choline/ethanolamine kinase-like
Biological process (GO): CDP-choline pathway; phosphatidylethanolamine biosynthetic process
Cellular component (GO): cytoplasm
Molecular function (GO): ethanolamine kinase activity; choline kinase activity
Source: RefSeq, a predicted model, not a curated record